This is a messenger RNA of Mauremys mutica (yellowpond turtle), 3300 nucleotides long. RefSeq names its product methionine sulfoxide reductase B3 (gene MSRB3). The coding region runs from base 201 to 791 and encodes 196 amino acids. Gene Ontology annotation, biological process: protein repair; response to oxidative stress. The record is from RefSeq and is a predicted model, not a curated record. Gene Ontology annotation, molecular function: peptide-methionine (R)-S-oxide reductase activity. The transcript has 8 exons. NCBI's taxonomy places the organism in Eukaryota, Metazoa, Chordata, Testudines, Geoemydidae. Gene Ontology annotation, cellular component: cytoplasm.
AUUCUGCUCCCGGGGGUGGGAAGGGAAGGGAAGGGAGGUGCUGCCGGGGCCGCCCCAUGCGCGCUCUGCCGCCCCCGCCGCUCCUCUGGCUCUGCCUGGCGGCCGCUGGCGUAGCAGCAGAGCCAUUGAAAUCAGUAGAAUUACACAAGAAGGAAGGAACUACUCAAUCUGCCUGACUCACAGGCUUUGACACAAGCCAGAUGGCUGCGAUUGGUAGGCGCACAGGCUGCCUGGUACUGCAGUUGAUGAAACAGAAUAGGAAGACGUUUUAUGAUCAGUUGCGGGAGCACAAUAAGACUGCAGCUUUGCUAGGGUCAUGUAGGGAUAAAAAGAACUGCAAGGUGGUCUUUUCCCAGCAGGACCUGAGGAAGCGGCUGACGCCUUUGCAGUACCAUGUCACUCAGGAGAAAGGGACUGAAAGCGCCUUUGAGGGAGAAUACACACAUCAUAAAGCUCACGGGAUAUACAAAUGUGUUGUCUGUGGAACUCCUUUAUUCAAGUCAGAAACAAAGUUUGACUCCAAUUCAGGUUGGCCUUCAUUCUAUGAUGUGAUCAGUCCUGAUACAAUUACGUUCACCGAUGACUUCUCUUAUGGGAUGCACAGGAUUGAAACAGGCUGUAGUCAGUGUGGUGCUCACCUGGGGCAUAUCUUUGACGAUGGGCCUCGUCCAACUGGCAAAAGAUAUUGCAUAAACUCUGCUUCGUUAUCUUUUGAGCCUGUAGAUAAGAACAAUGCUGGAGAAGGCAGCGGUAGCACCAGUCCUGCCCAAACAGACAAAACUGAGCUGUAGGACAAAGAGCGGUCUGCAGAAAACUCAAGGCUUAUGAAGAAUGUUUUUUCUAACUUGCCUGCUAUAUUAUAUCAUAUUUUUAAAUGUAUAAAGACGUUCUGCACCAGUAGGUUUUUUUUUCUUUGUUGAAAUUGAGGCCUUGCCUGCCAAUGUAUUUUACUAUAUAAUAGGUUCUAAAUAUUUGUUGACUGUCUCUCCUGGUUUUGUUUUUGGAGAUUGCUUUUGGGAAGCCUUAAAACAAGAGACUUUAGCCCCAUUAGUUAUUAAUUUAUUCUUCUUGCUUUGUUACUAUAGAUUUGAAUAUUUUUCCGUUUUUGUGUGUGAAGAAAAGGGGAUUGUGGUUAUCUUCAGACAACAGAAAACUCCUGAGUGUAAUAAAAUUCUUGAGACCCAGCACAUCUGUGGUUGUUUUGAUUUGUGAGGCAUGUGGCCUUUGGUUAUGUGUAUUCAACCAUCUCACUGUAUCAACCACACCCUGCAAAAACUUGGACUUAGGCAAUUCCCUUCCAACUAAAAGUGAUGGAUGAGAUGUAAAGCCCUUCCUUUGGCUAAAUUACUGCCAAAAUACAAAGGGUGUAGUUGCAGGGACGUAGAUGUUGCAUUAUAAUCAAUUUUUUCCCCUUGUUGGAUGUUGGAAUGGAGUAUUAAAUCAAGCUCAAAACUAUUGCGCUUCACUUGUUCAAGGUUCACUGAAUAUCCUUUGCUUUUUCGUGAGGCCCUGUCUUCUGCAGCUACAACUAUUAAAGGGGAUUAUUUAUUUGGGCAGGAACAGGUAGAACUUGUAGAAAAUUGAAGUGGAUGUGGCUUGACAUACGUGGGCUGUUUGCCCUACCCAAGACAAGGAAUCACUACAAGGCAUGGGGGCUCUGAGGAACCAUGGGACUGCAUAAUAGAAAGCGAUGCCCUUCUGAAAUACUCCAUUUUUAAUUUAAGCUGGUCUGGGCCCAUAAAGCCUUGAAGGGCCAGGUCUUUAUUAUAUGUAGCUAUGGCGAGGGGUGUGGGUGGGGAGAUGGAUGUAACAAAUGAGCAUGAAAAAGCCAGAUUAUUCACUUGUUGAGAAAAGUUGCUGGUUUCACCUGGCAAGAAGUUUUCCACAACUGCUCUUAGCAUUUAGUUUAGUAGCAUAUGGAUAGAAUUGCGAGUAAUAAGAUUUUUCUAAGCUUUAGUGAUACAGUGUUAUCUAAUAUCACUUUGCCUUGAAAUGUUCAGUGACCAAUCAGAUCAAGUGCUCCCUUUGUGAGUAUCCUGUUAUGAUUGACAUUGGGUCCAAUCCUAUUCCCGCUGGGAAGCAGGCUUGAGCCUAUUAUAUCAAUAAAAUCGAACAUACCACCCGAAAUAUUGAGGAUGGCUGCACUUCGAGCUAGGGUAGCUCCCAGCUCCCUGAGACGUACACGCAGUAGCUCUGUUUGUUUGCUAAAAAGUGUGUAAUUGUGGCAGCACACUUGAAAGGAGGGGCUACCCACCCCAAGUCUGCACUUAGCACCUCGUCCGGGUGCAUACUCAGGGCUUGCAUUGCAGUGGCUGCGCUCUAUUUUUAGCGGGCUAGCUCAAUACCAAUGGGAAUCACCCCCCCACUGAUGUAGUGUAAACAAUUACUCACUGAAGUAGGUAAACGUUACAAGGCUAGUCCUUGGUGUAUAAAGGCAGUCAAGCUUUCUGGGGUCCCGUUAUUCUUUAACGAUUUCUUACAGAAGGGCUGUUCUUAUUCCUUACCUUUGUCUGAAGAGAAGUACGUUUUCUCCUACCACAUUUUCUGACAUAAAUGUAAAAAAUGCAACAUCUAUAAAAAUGUGGUGCAUACAUGUGGUUUAAUUUCAGAUUGCUGUUGGAUUUGUUAUCAAAUUUCAGUGUAUUUCUGUCUUAUGUUAGAGAAAUAUAUUACUAAAUCUUCAGUGAGCAAUAAUGUCAGCUGUCCUACAGCAGAUUUAUUUUUGCAGGAUAUGGAAUGCAAUGAACUGAAUCAAUAUGGGGAGGUGUAUGUGAUCUGUGGGAAUUACACCGUUUAACAUAGGAAAUUCAUUGUUCUCUCUCUGCACCACAGCACAGUGCAAGGUAAGUGCUUUUAGAAGAUGCCAGCAUUGGCUGGUAUUAAAAAAUCCAAAUUUAGGUCAGUCUGUCUGUGGUCUUGACAAAAGGAUCUUGGGAGUUGAGCACAAUGUCUAAUGUAACAAGUGAGCAUUUCUAUCUGGUUAAACUUUGCACCGUCUGGAUGCUUAUAUGUACUGAAAGCAAAUCAUGCCGAACUAGAAAGCUAUCUUUUAUAAUAUCCUCUCUAUAUUGCAACUUGGAUGUUUGAAUAGAAUAACUUUUUUUAAUGUUAGGUAAAAGGUACGCAUACAUAUUGUAGAUAUACAAUGAUCGUUUCACCCUUUGGUACCUUUUAAUAACUAAAACCUUUCCUCAGAACAGUUCAAUACUUUUAAGAAAUCAUAUAUACAUUUUUCAAUGAAAUUUUCUUUUCAUAUAUUUAUCAUAUAUGAAUAUACAAUAAAAUUACUUUCUGAAUAAA